AUGACGUGGAUAUCCAACACCAUCACCGUCUUUGGCGGCCUUCUUCUCGCCCAUGCGUGUUAUUCGGCCCAAGAGCACGCAGCACUGCAAUCCUUCAGGGCGGCGGCCACGAGCACACUCACCUCGUCUACUCCGGUCGCAUCGUCGCUUCCCGUGGAUAUUGCCAUCGAGACCAUUGUCGCAACCCUAGUUAUUGUGCUUGGUCUGGUCCUGGGAACGCGCCCGCUGCGGCCGAUUCAAUGGCGCGUCUGGGCCGGCAAGAUUGAGCGGGAAGGGGAGGAGGGCUUCUUGGGCAACAACGGAGAGGUGGAAAAGGACUACAUGGGCAACCCCUUCACCUAUCUGGAAUCUCGGCCCAGCUUUGUCGACAUCCGCAGGCAGCGAAAAGAGUUUGCUGAAUGGAUCAAGAACGGUGGCGGCGAUGCCGGAAAGAAGUGA
Neurospora hispaniola is the source of this 438-nucleotide messenger RNA. Its product is annotated as magnesium transporter. Gene Ontology annotation, cellular component: EMC complex. Gene Ontology annotation, biological process: protein folding in endoplasmic reticulum. Lineage: Eukaryota; Fungi; Ascomycota; Sordariomycetes; Sordariales; Sordariaceae. Bases 1 to 438 code for a protein of 145 amino acids. The record is from RefSeq and is a predicted model, not a curated record. The transcript has 2 exons.